Messenger RNA from Oryzias melastigma (Indian medaka), 498 nucleotides. It is a transcript of the gene romo1, whose product is annotated as reactive oxygen species modulator 1. The coding region runs from base 160 to 399 and encodes 79 amino acids. Lineage: Eukaryota; Metazoa; Chordata; Actinopteri; Beloniformes; Adrianichthyidae. Gene Ontology annotation, biological process: protein import into mitochondrial matrix; protein insertion into mitochondrial inner membrane. The transcript is spliced from 3 exons. The record is from RefSeq and is a predicted model, not a curated record. Gene Ontology annotation, cellular component: TIM23 mitochondrial import inner membrane translocase complex.
GGGGGGCGCUGCUCACUUUCUACGCGCCUUAUCGUCCGUCUGUACUUCCGUCCUGCUUUUUCCUUUUCCGGUUAUGGAGGUCUGACAUCAAGAUAUUUAGACGCAGCUGCGCUGUAAACAACGACGAAGUCAAACGCGGAAAGUGAAACGUAACUGAAGAUGCCGGUGGCGGUAGGUCCGUACGGCCAGAGCCAGCCCAGCUGCUUCGACCGGGUCAAGAUGGGCUUCAUGAUGGGGUUUGCCGUGGGAAUGGCUGCUGGUGCCAUGUUUGGCACCUUCUCCUGCCUCAGGAUCGGCAUGCGUGGUCGAGAGCUGAUGGGAGGAGUCGGGAAGACCAUGCUGCAGAGCGGAGGAACAUUCGGGACCUUCAUGUCCAUCGGUAUGGGCAUCCGCUGCUGAGCUCCUGCGGCGCACGUACAGACACUUUCCAUGGACCUGCAGUGGGGGGGGCCCACCAGUUCUAGUUUUGUCAAUUAAAGUUCUGUUUUGUCCAAACGG